GCGAGUUAGAAUCCAAAAUGCCUGUGGUUACAUCGACCACUGCAGAAGAAAAUGAUGACCAGAAGAUGUGGAGUGCUCUUAAGCGGUACAUAAUACGAGAAAGGCAGAGAAAAAAAGAAGAAUAUGAAGCAGAAGUUGCAGAGGAAAGACUACGUGAGGAACGUGAAGCCAGAGAAAGACAGGAUGUUAUGACACUUGAGGAAACAAAAGAACAGAUUGAACAGUUGGAACAGAAGCUAAAACAGCUGGAGAAGGAAAAACAGCAGCUGUUCAUGCAGCUCAAGAAAGUCCUCAAUGAAGAUGAAAUAAGGAAGAGACAGCAACAAAAAGAUGCAAAUGAGAUGCAAGGCAUGAAGAUGGCUAUGAGUAGCAUGCAAAUGCCCAUGAUGCAGAUGGGCAUGGGCGUUGGCGGAGCUUCCGGCGAGCCUCCUCCCGCUCCCUCCGCCUCAUCAACUUCGCGGCCUCCACCUCUCACUAGUCAUAUGCUUAACAAGCAAACAAUAGUCCGUGGACCAAUCCAAGGAGGCGUGAAGCGUCCACGCAGUCCUUCCCCGACAUACGCGCUAUACGCUCAUCGUAUACACCAACCAAUGAAUCAUAAGCCUGUCUAUUCUGAUCACAAGGUAGAAGACGGGCGAAUGGGUCGCGGCCCGAUGGCCCGCGCCGUGCUAUGGAACAAACCGUCGCAAUACGGAUCAAGUGUAGGCGCAUCAUCGGUGUCAUCACCGGCAUAUUACGCCAUGCCCACUAGUGGAGUAGUGGGCGUAGUGGGAGAACGUCCUCCACCACUGCUGUACGCUCACCACGCGCACACCCCGCACACCCCUCACACUCCUCAUCAUAACCUGAUGUAUGCUCCGGCGCCACAGCCGCAGCUGUAUUUGGACAUGCUGAAGAAUAGGGAUGGACAACAGCAUCAGGAGUCGAAGAAAGAACCUCAGCCACAAGUGCUGAUCGGGUUAAGCGAGCCUCACCAUCCAUCGGUGAGUAGCGGAGUGGUGUACGCGCAGCCGCCUGUCUCUCGACACAUCGCCAUACACACGCAGCACCCCAAUAUACAGUCAAAACCCGGCAGCAUCACACAAGGUUACCCUGUCCAGCAGUCGAACCCGAACGUGCAGAACCCGAACAUAUAUCCGAACAGACACCGAUAUUAGCUAGUAAUCAUACGCCGCCACCCGGCCAAGCCACCGUGACUACCGCUUCGGUAAUGCUUUAAGCACAUUUGAGAUACAACUUCCUGGGAGACUGGAAUAACGUCCAAAUUCAUUUAACGGUAUAUUUUUAUUACUCAAUAAUUGUCGAUUUGUGAACACAGUCGAUUCUAUAACAUCCGCACGCGGGUUUUAUCCUAAUCAAACAACCUAUCCCGUGUUCUAGUCUUUUCGUAUCAACUCAAUGGAGACAUUCCCCGCAAAUGGUAUCUAUCAACAGAUGGUGGUGUUGAAUUAUAUAGUACAAAAAACGUUCCUUAUAUAAAUUCAAAAUGUCAAAAUUCAAUACUAGUGUCACAUUACCAUUCCUGAGUUAACUAAUUAUUCGACCAUUGAUACUGCUGGUUACAACACAAAGAGGUGCAUAUGACAUUUUUGAGGCGUGUGUGGCUGUUUCUAUUGUUUUCGAUAUUAUUUGACUGAAAUAAAAUUUGGACUAAAAAAAGUAGAAUGUGCUACUAUUCAUGUGUAUACAAGGUUAUUUGUAAAAUACAACCUCACAGAACUGUAUUCCUAACAUCAUAAAUAACAACUUUUGUUUCAUGAUUUUUAUUAAUUCUUCAGAUUUACUUUCGUUAAAAAAAAUUAAGUAGAUCCCUAAACAGUGACAACUCUGUGCAGUAACAAAAGAAAGCCCUAGCGUAAAUACCAGUCCGAUGCAAAAACGCAGGAGCGGGAUUGGGGGUCAUCGUGGACGCUUGCCCGUUUCAAUUUACUACCUUACUACCCAAUACAGACCUGAAAAGUCUCAGAGAGUACAAAAAUAACUUAAAAGUUUAUUUUUGGUAUAUUCAUAAUAAUACUACUAUAGAAUAAUACUGAUAGAAUAACCAGGCUGAAUUGGCAGUGGGCUGGCCAUAUCUGUCGCAGAAACGAUAACCGAUGGGGGAAGCGAGUUCUUGAGUAGAGACCAUGGCUCGGCAAACGUAGUGUAGGACGCCCUAUGUCCAGAUGGAGUGACGAUU
This is a messenger RNA of Hyposmocoma kahamanoa, 2179 nucleotides long. Its product is annotated as stress response protein NST1. NCBI's taxonomy places the organism in Eukaryota, Metazoa, Arthropoda, Insecta, Lepidoptera, Cosmopterigidae. Gene Ontology annotation, molecular function: transcription coregulator activity. The record is from RefSeq and is a predicted model, not a curated record. The transcript is spliced from 9 exons. Gene Ontology annotation, biological process: regulation of transcription by RNA polymerase II. The coding region runs from base 18 to 1157 and encodes 379 amino acids. Gene Ontology annotation, cellular component: transcription regulator complex.